AAUAAAACAAAGAACAAGAAACGGAUACGGCAAGUUAUUCACUGUUUAUGUUUUUGCAUUGUUUUUUUUGUUGACGGUCGAGUUUUUAGCUGCAGAGCAGACAGACACCCGUAGACAUGUACCGCUCCAUUGCAAGCAUGGCAGUGCAGCAUCAGCGGGGUUCACUCCAGCACAUGAGCACAGCAGCCAAAAGGAAGAGAGCUCUGCGUAGCGCCUUCCCAGUGUUGGAGCUUCCUCUCCAAGACAUCCACAAGCACGUUUACGAAGCCAACCUUCGAAACAGCAACAAGUGCCACAACAAGUACAUGGAGUUGAAUGAGAAGGUGACGAAAGGAGCAGGUGACAACGCUGUUGCGAGACACACUCAGAGGAACAAGAAGUUGUUGGUUAAGGAUCGACUGCGCCUACUGUUGGACGACGAGGACUACCUCGAGCUGUCUCGCUUUGCGGGUCUGGGUCUGCCGUAUGGAGAUAUCCCAUCUGCUGGCUGCCUGACUGGUGUUGGAAGGAUCAACGGUCUGUGGUGUGUGUUCAUCGCCAAUGACGCCACGGUGAAGGCCGGAACAGCUUAUCCCAUCACCGUCAAGAAGCAACUGCGUGCACAAGAGGUGGCGAUUCAGAACCGCCUGCCGUGCGUCUACCUGGUUGACUCUGGAGGAGCUUUCCUGCCAUUGCAGUCCGAGAUCUUUCCCGAUAAGAACCAGGGAGGGAGGACAUUUUAUCAUGAAGCCAUCAUGUCUGCAAUGAAGAUUCCACAGGUGUCGGUGGUGUGCGGUUCGUGCACAGCGGGCGGAGCUUACAUCCCUACCAUGGCCGAAGAGGCGGUGAUGGUGCACCGGAUCGGGACCAUGUUCCUGGGAGGACCGCCACUGGUCAAGGCUGCCACGGGUGAGGAAGUCACACCAGAGGACCUCGGAGGAGCCAGGCUUCAUGCCGAGGUGAGUGGCUGCGUGGAUCAUUUUGCCCGGGAAGAGAAGGAGGCCUUUGAAUACACCCGAAACAUCAUAUCCACCCUCAACUUCACGCUGCCUGAAGAGGAGGAGGACGAAGAGACGUUGAGAAAGAGGAAAGAAGACGGCAGGCCGCUUUACAGCACAGAGGAACUACUUGGCCUUGCCCCCAAAAGUUACAACUACAGUCUGGAUGUCAAAAUGGUUAUAAGUCGACUGAGCGACGGCAGCCGCUUCCAGGAAUUUAAAGCUCUCUUUGGAAGCACGCUCGUAACCGGCUUUGCAAAGAUCCAUGGAAACCUUGUCGGAAUCGUGGCCAACAAUGGGGAGCUGUCCUAUCAGGCUGCUUUGAAGGGCAGCCAUUUUGUCCAACUGUGCGACCAGCGAGACGUCCCGCUCGUCUUUCUCCAGAACACUGCGCCGUCAGCCCCACGCACCCUUUCAGCGGCGCAGGCAGAGCUGAACAGCAACCGUCUCAAGGCUCAAGGUUCAAUGAUGUCAGCCGUGGCCUGCGCCUCUGUACCCAAAAUCACCGUGGUGAUUGGCGGUUGCCAUGGCGCCGACAGCUAUGCGAUGUGCGGACGCUCUUUUGAGCCCAACUUCCUGUUCCUGUGGCCCAAUGCCAGAGUGUCCGUGACAGCCCCAGGUCAAGUCGGCCCACUGCUCCAACUGGAAGAUGGGGAGGACAGAAACGAGACGGAGCGCAAUCUGAACAGGACAUUAGAAGAGGAGAGCUCAGCCUUUUUCUCCUCCGGGCGGCUUUGGGACGACGGAGUGGUUCUUCCUCAAGACACUCGAAAGGUUCUUGGGGACUGUCUGGACAUCAUCAAACAGCAGCAGUUUCAACUUUCGACAGAGAAACACCGAUUGGCACUUCUACGGAUUUAGAAACAUCCGUCUCGCACAUGCUGGCUUGGACAUCAAUCACUUUUACCGACAUGUUCUGAUGUGUGCCUUUGUCCGCUAGAAUGGACAGGAAGUUGGAUGUUUGGUGCCUUCGGUGGUGACACAAAAUAGUUUGUGUAACUUGCCAAGGUUCACCUGUAGGAGCUGAACCUACACGCAAGCCAAUUGAGUGAUGUAAAAAAAAAUGUUGAGAAAAUGCACUGUAACUUAAAUUGAGUGCUCUUUUGGAGUCAUAAAUUGACGGUUUGUACUACUUUUCAUUGCA
Molecule: messenger RNA, 2121 nt
Organism: Syngnathus acus (greater pipefish)
Lineage: Eukaryota; Metazoa; Chordata; Actinopteri; Syngnathiformes; Syngnathidae
Product: methylcrotonoyl-coenzyme A carboxylase 2
Exons: 12
Coding region: 117-1838 (573 amino acids)
Biological process (GO): L-leucine catabolic process
Cellular component (GO): mitochondrion; methylcrotonoyl-CoA carboxylase complex
Molecular function (GO): methylcrotonoyl-CoA carboxylase activity
Source: RefSeq, a predicted model, not a curated record